AUGUUGGCUCAAGAUCAACCACGAGUGAGACUAAAAGAUAUUGUUGAUAACCUCGUCACCGAAAAUGGAAUCGCUAUAUUCCCUGAAGCUGAAUCUAGGCUACGCUCUCUCGCUGAUUCAAAUCCAGACACUAUGAUAUCGCAAGAACAAUUACUCAAACUUCUUCAACCAAUCAUGGAAGGCUCAGAUCCUAUAGGGGAUGGUGGUAGGCAGGAUGAUAUAGCUGAUGAUGAUAUACGAAAUACCUCGUUACCGAAUGGAAUGAAUGAUACCAGUCCAACGUGGUCGCCUGUACAGGCAUCAUCUACAGGUGGUAUACUGGGUGAUAAUAAUGACGGGUAUCAUGAAUGGUUGAACUCGCCUUCAUCUCGCAGACAACAACAGUCGAGCUCGCCUAGACGGUCAUCCUCGUCGUCAUCCUUCUCGUCUAUCCAGCCGUCACCUAUAAUACAGCGUCAAUUAUCUGUGCCAAUACGUAACGAUAUAUAUUGGCAGGAAGCAGCACCAAUUUAUAUACCAUCUUCUUCUUCUCCUCCACCGUCCUCAUCAAUAAUAUCACCACUAAAAACACCACAAUCAAAUCGUAAACAAUCACUACGAAUUCCACCUCCUGCUACAAAUUCGCCAUUCUGGGGGAAUCCAUCAUACCCAACAGACCAAUACCAAAACGGAGACACACCAUCAAAAUUAGAACAUCUCUCAAACACAAUAUCAGAUCUAACUCGUCGGCUCCACGAUACUGAAACCUUGCUCCAACGAGCACACACUGAACAGGACGAACGCGUACAGGAAUACCAUACACAUAUAGAAUCGUUGACGCUAGAACUAUCCAGCAAGAAACGGGAGUGCAGUGAUUUGAAAAAUAGCGAGAGGGGUUUGCAGUCACAGAUUGACACAUUGGAAGGUGUUAUUGAGAAAUUGAAUAUACAGGUUGUUGGAUUGAAGAGUCAGGUUAGGGAGUUUGCGAAUAGUAUCAAAGGGCAUGAGGAGGCUUUGAGGCAUCGUAAUGAAAUAGAGGACAAAUUACGAGAGAUGCUUGAUAAAAAGGAAGAUGAAAUAUCUCAAGGGCGAGCAUCAGUUGAUGAAGCUGAACGUGAAAUGAUGAGGGCUAUCGACGAAAUGAAUGAAACAAGAGCAAACUUGGAAUCGUUGCAAAGUGCUCUGUCUCGUCUAGAAUAUGAUUUGGAGGGUGCACAUCAGCUGAAUUCUACACUGACAGAUCGUAUUGCUGAUUUAGAGGGUUUGUUGAGUGAUGCUGUUGUUAGUCAACCACUUCGAACAUUAUCUACAGAGCUAGGAAAUCAUGAUGUUCCCGUCAGAACCGUAGAAUGUAGAGCUGCCUCAAGUCAGACGCAUCUUGAUUCGAAUACUGUUUCGAUUCAGACGGAUGAUGCUGAGAGCAAGGAUACUAGAGGGACGGGGUCUAGCGAUCAUGACGUGGAUGCCCGGUAUAGGGAUUUGCAGGAUCGAGUAGCUAGACAACAAGUUGAAUUGAAGCAGCUUGGUCAAGUUCGUGAAGCCUUACAAGUACUGGAAUCUCAAAGGGACUCGCUAAAAAAGCAGAUAGAGGAAGUCGAAACUUCAGUCAAGGAGAACAGGCAAACAAUUGAUCGUCGUAAACAUUAUGACGCUGAAUUGGAACGAUGGAUGACAACGUUACGACAUGAUGUUAAAGCGUUGCAAGGUACUUUGGGAGGAUUUCGAGAUGACGUGGACUCUCACGCCCACUUCAAAGGACUCUUUCAAGAAGCUCUAGUAAAACUAGAGUCAGAACGUGAACACUAUGUGUCCCUUGUGCAUUCCUUAUCGGACACUGCAUCUAACAUAUCGACUGCUGCUGCCGCUGCUGUUACUGAAAGGCAGAAGCAUCCACUGCUAGUCGUGACAAGAGAAGUGAUGGCGCAGACUGACGAGAUUGAGGAAAAGAAUAUUUUGCCAGAGGAGUUUGAUAAGUGGUUCUCUGCUAAUGCUGCUGUUGCUGGUGGUAAUCAUGUUGCUAGUAGUCCGAGUAGUAUUGGUAGUCCUAGUGCUAGCACUCCUAGUAAGGGCGUUACUAGCCCUGGAGGAAGUAUUUCGCCUGUGACUCUGACUGUAGCUAGUAGUCAGAAUGGAGUUAUUAAACCAGUUCGUGAAGUGUCAUUCCAUUCAGCAAGCUCAAACCGUGCUGAAGUCAAACCACACAUACUGAAUCCGCCUACAUACAAGACCAACAACAUGCUCUCAUCACCCAAACAACAACAGCACUCCAUAAGCUACACUAGUGUAAUAGUAGCAGUACUAAUCGCAUGGAUUUGUGGAAUUGUCACUUCUUACAUCCCUGGUAUAUUGAAUGGUGAAUUAUAUGGAGAUGGACUGGGGUGGACGCUGGCUAAUUUUGUUAGUUGGUUGGAUGUGCAGUUGGCUGGUAGUGAGGCGAGGGUUGUGCCUACGUGA
Molecule: messenger RNA, 2433 nt
Organism: Synchytrium microbalum
Lineage: Eukaryota; Fungi; Chytridiomycota; Chytridiomycetes; Synchytriales; Synchytriaceae
Exons: 8
Coding region: 1-2433 (810 amino acids)
Source: RefSeq, a predicted model, not a curated record